Molecule: messenger RNA, 1530 nt
Organism: Anopheles maculipalpis
Lineage: Eukaryota; Metazoa; Arthropoda; Insecta; Diptera; Culicidae
Gene: Rbbp5
Product: retinoblastoma-binding protein 5 homolog
Exons: 5
Coding region: 31-1530 (499 amino acids)
Cellular component (GO): Set1C/COMPASS complex
Molecular function (GO): protein binding
Source: RefSeq, a predicted model, not a curated record
AAAACGUGCAUUUGACCGUAUGAUACAGCGAUGAAUCUAGAAUUGCUUGAAUCGUUCGGCCAAAACUACCCGGAAGAAUUCGAUGGCUCGCUGGAUUGCAUAUCGUUGGCGGUAACGUGCGCUUUCAACAAGUACGGUACCUUGCUGGCCGUAGGUUGCAACGAUGGGCGAGUGGUGAUUUGGGACUUUUUAACGCGCGGCAUCGCAAAGAUCAUUUCUGCCCACGUGCAUCCGGUGUGUAGUUUGUGUUGGUCACGGAACGGGCAUAAGCUACUGUCCGCUUCCACCGACAACAACGUAUGCAUCUGGGACGUGCUGAGCGGCGACUGUGAGCAGAAGUACCGAUUUCCAUCACCGAUACUGAAGGUACAGUUCCAUCCGCGAAAUGAUAACAAAUUCCUGGUCUGUCCGAUGCGGUAUGCCGCGAUCUUGGUGGAUGUCGGUGGCAAACACGAGUGUCUACCGUUGGAUAAUGAUGGUGAUUUGAACAUUGUCGCCGCGUUUGAUCGUCGAGGGGAACACAUCUACACAGGCAACGCAAAGGGGAAAAUACUCGUUCUGAAUGCCAAUACGCUCGAAAUAGUCGCCAGCUUUAAGAUCGUAUUGGGCAGCUCGAGUGUGACAGCUGUUAAGAGCAUAGAGUUUGCCCGACGAGGAGAGGCAUUUUUGGUGAAUACUUCCGAUCGUGUCAUACGAGUGUACGAUUCCAAGGAGGUGGUUACGUGCGGGAAGGAUGGCGAACCCGAACCGAUACAGAAGUUACAGGAUCUGGUUAACAAGACAACAUGGAAAAAGUGUUGCUUUUCGGGCGAUGGUGAAUAUAUUUGUGCCGGCAGUGCUCGCCAGCACGCACUCUACGUGUGGGAGAAAUCGAUCGGUAAUCUGGUAAAAAUUCUGCACGGAACCAAGGGUGAGCUGUUGCUGGACGUUGUGUGGCAUCCGGUUCGACCGAUCAUUGCCAGUAUCAGCUCGGGGCUAGUGUCGAUCUGGGCACAGAAUCAGGUCGAAAAUUGGUCCGCAUUUGCGCCCGAUUUUAAAGAGCUGGACGAAAACGUUGAGUAUGAGGAGCGGGAAUCCGAGUUUGACAUCACGGAUGAGGACAAAUCGGUCGAUCUGGCGGCGGAAUCGAAACAAGACGAAGAAGUGGAGGUGGACGUAGUGUCCGCCGAACCGAUUGCCGCAUUCUGCAGCUCCGAUGAAGAGUAUGAGGAUGAGCACGCGUUACAAUUUCUACCGAUGGCACCGGAAGUGGAAGAUCCCGAAGAUGGGUGGGGUUCGCAGGAUAACGAUACGCUUGGUGGUGGGUUUGGUGCUUCAGUUGGUGGACUAGGCGGUGGCGGCGUGGGUGGUGGUGGUCCGGAUUCAAUGAAAGAAAACGACCCGAUGGUGAAAAAGCGCAAAAUGAGCCAAUACGAGAUCGCGCUCGAUAAUGCACCGAUCGAUGAUGUGCAUCCACUGUUGCAGAACAAAACGAACAAAGACAAACAGUCGACUACGAGCAAGAAAGCAGCCGGCCGUCCGCGAAAAUGA